UCUCGCAGCCACCUCGGCUUCGGCGACUUUGCCCGGCAGCGCAGGAACCUCGUCGGGCUAGCUGAGCCUGCUGUUAGAAAGAGAAACGAAGAAGGAAAGAGAAGACAGCCCGAUAGAGAGGGAGAUCGUACGGUUGGGAGUGUGUUGAGCGUGAGGGGUGGGGGUGCCGAAAUCGUGCGGCAGGGAUCUUCGCAUGAAGGAAGGCAGACUCUGAUGGUCAAUCGGGCGCCGCGCACCGCAGCAGUGACGCGUCACUGCACCCCUGUUUUCGAGUUGCACGUGUUUCUUUCCUCUUCACCGACGCUCACGUUCAAUUGUCCUCUUCUCGUUUUCCUUGGUCAGCUUGCCGCGAUAACGACCGAUAAACACAGUAUACGAGACUCGCCCGCCCGAAAAUACCGAAAUAGUCGUUGCCCAUGGUAGAGAGCGACGUUGUUCUCGCGACGCGGUCAUUCUAUCACGUUCCGUCGAACCUCGUCUCCAAUCGCAGACCACGGGUCUCGUUCGUGUUUCCGCGAACGACGAAUCGUUCAUCGUCAUUGUCGUCGUCGUUGUCGUUUCGUGGUUGUCGAUUUUCCCUGUGCCGAUUUGCAACACAGGAGGCAAUCUUCGUUUUAGAUUGAUUCGCAGCUAAGCUGCAGUGGUGAAUUCCGUUGCGAGCAUUUCGCGCCACUUCCGUUUUAAACUGUGCAAUUCUCAGUGAUCAGUGAGACCGUUUCCAAGAAGAUCUACGAUACGUACAGCGAGAUUCAUCUGUUUUCGAAGUCGUGGCGAAUCGAGCCGCUCGAAUAGUACCGCUGGUCGAGCUGCGUUCGAAAAGUGUUGUGAACAUCCCGCGGAGACACGUAGCUGCGGAUUGUGCUUUUAGCUGGUGACUGGAUCCGGCCUGACCACGGCCAUUCUCGACACGAGGAGGACUUGAUGCACGGGGGUGGUGCGGGUAUUGGCGGGGGUUCUAUGGUCGGACAGAACUCAAUAUUUGGGUGCUCGGCUGCAGGACACAGCGGGGUUAACCAGCUUGGCGGUGUUUACGUCAACGGCCGACCAUUACCAGACUCGACAAGGCAGAAGAUCGUCGAACUGGCCCACAGUGGUGCUAGGCCCUGCGACAUCUCGCGCAUACUGCAAGUCAGCAAUGGAUGCGUUUCCAAGAUCCUCGGCAGGUAUUACGAGACUGGUUCGAUCAAACCGCGUGCAAUCGGUGGUAGCAAGCCACGCGUAGCGACCACACCAGUGGUGAACAAAAUCGCCGAUUACAAACGAGAAUGCCCGUCGAUUUUCGCCUGGGAGAUCCGUGAUCGACUGCUGCAGGAAGGUGUUUGCAACAACGACAACAUUCCAAGCGUGUCGUCCAUCAACAGGGUGCUGAGGAACCUGGCCUCACAGAAGGAGCAACAGGCUGCGGCGGUGCAGGCGCAUCAGGGUGCCGAGAGCGUGUACGAUAAGCUUCGGAUGUUCAAUGGGCAGGCUGCAGGCUGGCCACCGGCUUGGUAUUCCGCUACGCCCUCUCAUCAUCCCUUGGCCACUGGAAUUCCAACGGCAGCGACCCCCGGCUCUGGCCAGUCGCUGCUGCCCGGCAGCCAGCUUCAUGGUCGAGACGAUUCUCUGCUCAAACGAAGCGAUACAGGUUCUUUGUUGUCGCAUCAGCAAGAAACAACGUCAGAUGGGAAUUCGGAGCACAACUCGUCCGGUGACGAGGACUCGCAAGUUCGACUGAGGCUAAAACGAAAGUUGCAGCGCAACCGAACAUCCUUUUCCAACGAACAGAUCGACAGUCUCGAGAAAGAAUUCGAGCGGACACAUUACCCGGACGUGUUUGCACGGGAGCGUCUCGCUGAGAAGAUUGGAUUGCCUGAGGCACGUAUCCAGGUGUGGUUCAGUAAUCGCAGGGCGAAGUGGCGUCGAGAGGAGAAAUUACGGAACCAAAGGAGAGCAGCCGUCGAUCAGGUAGUCGGCGGAGGCAGCAGCGGGGGUGGUAGCAGCACCGCGCCCCCAGCUGCGACCCCUGCCACGCCACGGUUACCCUUAAACGCCGGAUUCAACGCCAUGUACUCGUCGAUACCGCAGCCGAUCGCUACGAUGCCUGACACUUACAGCUCGAUGUCGAGCAGCUUGGGCGGGUCAAUGGGUGGAAGCUGUCUUCAGCAGCGCGCCGAGGGAUAUCCGGCGUACGUGUUCCACGAGCCUCUUCACUCUCUGACGCAGUCUUACUCCCACGCACACAGCACUGCUGCGCACUCGCAACCCCAUCGUGGUAUACCGACCUCUCAUGGUGGAACCCCCACCACGCCAGGAGGACAGCCUGCAGGACCAGGUGGUGCACCCUACCAGCCGACGACCUCGACCGCGACUGGUGUGAUAUCGGCUGGCGUCUCGGUUCCCGUGCAGAUCCCGUCUCAAACACCAGACCUGACCGGCAACUAUUGGCCGAGGCUCCAGUGAUCCCAGCUCUUCGGGUUCCCGCCCGCGAGCUUGCUCGUCGGCCAGGAGAGCCCGCCGCCACCGACAGCCACCCCUGGUGCAGUGUCCCGGCCGCUGCUCGCUUCCCUCGGGAUACCGACGCAGCCAGCGCAGCAUCAGCCUUCGAACACACCGGCUACUACUCCCGUGCACACCUCCGACACCAGUGAGUGAACCAACCGAUCAAUCUCUUCGGACGCUCUCUUGCAGAGAUGGUCGCGCGCGCGAUACUCGAUCACACGAGACGGUUCGUUGCCGUACGGCGAAUCGCCGACCUCGAUCACUGCGUUCAUCGCGAUCGCGUCAUGAUGGCGCGCGAUGACAUUCGAACGAGAUAAUCGACGACGCUUGUUCAGCGUGUCGCUCCGAACACACGUGGAUUGUGACUUUGCAAGUUUAGCGGGUCAGCAGUGUUCCUAGAUGGAUCUUUUUCUUUUCUGUUUUAAAAUUAAUAUCAAAGUAACUUUUUUUUUUUUCAUACGUUAUGAUUUUAUUCUUACGUAUACGGCACUGCUGCGUUAUUCCAAUAAGAUUGUUUUCUUUUUCUGGAUCGAUUAAUGGAUGUAUUUACUUACUGGUCCAUUCUUCGGUGUCGUAUGAUAAUGCGUUAUUAAAAAUAUAGAAUGUGGAGUUUUUUCGUUGCUACAUAUUGCAACAUUUUAGGUUCUUAUUUUAUGUGAAUUUGUUUAUGGGAAUUUGUUUUCGAGUUUCAUAUUAUGAAUAUGAUUUUAAUGCAGUUUAAAUGUUCUCUUUUAUUUAGCCGAUGUAUAUAUUCGUUUGUCCUCUUCGUUGCAGUAAGUAAACUGGCUAGAACGAGAAGUACUUGCUAUAUGUGUCUUAUUUAACAGUUUGGGACGUUUAAAUACCGAUUAGCAAUGUUCAUGUUCGAUAUCCUCGAUAUUCGAUACGAUGAUCUGACGUAUUUUCUAUUGUUUCGAAUUCAGAGGUACCGCACGUAAUCUAGUUUAUCGAGAGAAUAAAAGCAAAGAAUCAACGUUUCAGCCAUAAUUCGUUUUCAAAGAGUUGUGUUCUCCCACUUUCUCAGAGUCACAGGGAAAGGGUUGUUGCACGAAUGAUGAGAUCAGGUAACCUGUUAAGGGACCAGCGCAACAGGAGUUGAAAAAAGGGAAUAAAAGGUUAACGAGUCCGCUUUAAUUCGAUUAAUUAGCCGUUGGAAGCUUGCCAAAUCUCGACAACUAGCGGACACUGCUGAUCGUUACUUUGGGUCACCGAAAAAACAAGUACGCACACUCUCGUUCAGAAUUUGCGAUUAAACACCUUCGUAACGGAAAGAACGCGCGCGAAGCGUUCGUUGUUCCAUUGAAAUCGAAGAAUCCUUUCAAAUAUCUUUCGCUAUUUUAAAUACGAACGAUCGCAAAUUCUCGCGCACUUUGCGCGUUAACCUCUCGAGUCGGCAAUUGCGCACGAACGUGCCAAUUGUUCGGUGGGUAAUUAAUUCGUCUAAAUUCAGCAAGUUUCUUAACACUUUCGCCGACACGUAGAUAUUGUUGCAACGUGCUUGAAAACUCAUUUCUAAUUGUUGUGUAGUAAUACAACGUACAAUAAGUAGAGUACCGUGUUACUGAAAUUAUUAUCUAGAUGCUAGAUGGUGGAUAUAUUAUGUAAAUUCAGAUUUCUAUGAACGCAACCAAAGACGAAAAACUUAUAUCCAAGAAAAUGUAUUUUUUCACAUUGUAUAGAUUUCUAUCAUAUUUCAAUUUCCCCAUAAAUAUCCGCAGUAUCGUAUCGUAUCGUAUCGUAUCGUAUCGUAUCGUACAAUGUACUAAAUUUCGGUAUAUGAUUUUUAUUGAGAAACGAUCACGAUCGUUUUGCCCGCCAAAGUGUUAACAAAUACGUACAGACGAACGAUAAUGUAUUAACAAACUGAUACGUAUACAUCGAAUUGCCAUAAACGAUAAAGUUAUGACGAUAUACGCUUCUUGUACCUAGGCGAAACUGAUUUGAGGGGUUAAAGAACAUUCAUUGCGUCAGAAACUCCACGUAAGCUUAAACUUCUUGAAACAGGUGUUUACUUGGUACAUUUUAGUGUCGGAAAAUCGCGUCGAUCGUCGCGCGAACGCGAUGUAUGAAAGAUCGAGGCGGACGCUCAUCGUCCUUUCUUCGAAUCGCGUUUAAUCUAGUGGUCAUAGACGUAUACGCAUGACCCGGGUCACGCAGGGUAUAUUAUCCAUCUACUCACGACAGUGUACAAAUGAACGUAUCGGCGUCGAACAUGUUCGUUAGACGAUCCAAUGUACGAAAUGCUACAAGUAUAUCGUAUUGCAAUAUACAUUUAAAACGUAAUAUUUGAAAUUUUAUAUACCAGCGAACGAACAUCAACGAAGUAGGUUAUCUAAUGUAUAUAAGUAGCCUGGUGUUAAUAUUUUAUUCGUUGUUUAUUUCGAUAAAUUUUCAAAUUUGGAAAUUUUAAGUUGAAGAACGACUUCGUUCUUUAUGAGUACCGUUGCGAGGAAACAGGGUGUAACACGUUCGCUGCUACUUGACGCAUAUGUUGCGUCAAAUGAGUUAGUAGCUGCUAAUUGUUGCAUUUUAGUUUCUCGACGGAAUCGUUUAGAAAGAUGAAGAAGAUAGUGACGUAUUGGAAGAAACACAAUUUUGUUUGUAACGCAGAUGCUUCCUAUGGAAAAGGAAGAUAUGAAUCGAAGGGUAAACUGGCGUAUUUUAGUAACAGCGAAUGUAACGAUCGAUAGCGACAGUUUCCUUAAUUUUAUGCGGACGAUGGUCUUUAAAACGAUUGAAAAGCCGGAAUCUUUGACAAAAGUUCAAACUAUUAAUCGAAAUUAGAUAUAGACCAGUGAAGUGGAACCAAUCUGAAAGUAAAAAUCCCUUAAAAAUCUAUCACUCUUUCAGAAAUCUGGAUAUCUGGAAAAAUCUAACAAAUCCGAAUAGAAUUUAUGAUAUCUCGAAGUUAAAUAAAAUAUCCUUAUUUCAACUAUUUUCAAAAAAGUAUAUCUUCUUACUCGUAGCAUGAAAAUAAUUUCAAACUUCCAUUUGUGUAUUGUUAUCGCUUACGGGCGUUCUUAUAUCUCUCGAUCGAUGACUGGCAAGAUUCGUUUAUCGAAUUUUUCACGCGUGGCUGUGGUACGCAUGACAGCCGAGCGAUUCGCGUGGAAAUUUCGAGGGAUUCGAAGACAGAGGGAGGAAGGGCGGGCAUCCGCUGCAAAUAUUCUCGCGAGACUUUAGGGUGGCUCUGGCCAAGCUGGCUGCCUUUGUAAGGGUGGGAGCCACGGGGAUUGAUAGCUACCUCGAGGGUGGCUUUUUUCGCCGGCCGGCCAUCACGCUUGCUCGCAGAUAUGGCGUCGGCUGACAACGUUCCACCAGCCAGAAACUUGCUUCGGAAAACUGACUGCUUACGAGAUCGAACUUCCCUCGUCGAGUGGAAAUUCGUAGAGAAGUUCCGCGAAAGUCGUGGAGAACAUUUUUGUAGCGAUAAAGAUUUUCGUUUCAUCGAAAAUGAUGAAGAAAUUCAUUUCUUUUUGUUUCUUUUUCUUUUUUUUUUUUCUACGAAAUGUUUCAUUUCUAUCGUUGGAUUUGCAUCGCGACACGUUAUGUUUUUGACAGUGUAACAUGUUUAAAAGCUUUCGAUACUUAUUUAAGAGAUUAAUCGUUAGUCAACAUUGGUCUUUCGUCGAAUCAAUUUUUUAGCCAUAGCUAACGCUAUAAACGACAAAAUGUAACGAAAUAAAAAACAGUAUUUUUUUACGUUUGAAAAAAUAUUCAUUGUAUCUUGCACCCUUGCAUGACCAGCAAUCUUUGUAGAUACUCUUCUAAGAAGAUUCGAAAAGUGUGUAACUCUUUUGUUGUGUAACUUCCCUUUGAACCUAUGGACGGGAUAUCUCGCAAGGCGAUAUUUAAAAAUUUCGUUUAUACCAGAAGUUUAUUCCAAAAAGUUGUAAACGGCGGAAAUAAACACUCGCGAUAUCUCACCCAAAGCGUCGUAAAGGGUUUAAUGACGUUAACUAUAAUUAAACGUUGUAUAUGUAUUUUCACAUAUUUUUAAAAUAAAAAAGAAGAUCUUUUAUUUUUUUUUUUUAUCGAGUAAAAAUUAAAAUUUGUAUGUGUUUCGAGAGUGCCAUACGAUAUUUUUGUUCUUUCUUAUUUUAUUUUAAAUAUCUUGACGUUAAUACUUAACAAAUAAAAUGUUACUUUUAAGCGUUAAAAAGUAGAUACGCGAGAUAUCUCGUUCGAAAGCAUCGAACGACGACGUCGCAUCGCCUACGUAUCUCGAUCGUAAGUGCAACUUACAAACUGCAAACAAAGUGCAACUUUAAAUUAAGCAACUAAAGAAUCGUCUUUACGAUAAUUAUCAUCGUCUAAGAUCAAAUUUCCAAAUCACGUUCGCUAUAAUCUAAAUAGUAACUUUGGAAAAAAUUCGUAAAUUGCCAAACGACGCUCAGUCGCGAUGGAUCGUCUCACGAACCGUGUUCAGACGCAGGCGGAACGCACUUCAGCAGGAUUCGCUCUAACUACGUAGGUCCUCGCGUAAUCUCGUUUGAGAGACCGAGCCUCUUUCUCGCAGACUUUACGAAGGGUUCAAGGAUACAGCGUUAGCUUUAGGACUCCUCCAACUAGUCGAACAAGAAAAACGUGUUUCUCAAACCGACUCCCUCUCUCUCUCUUUUCCUCUUCUCGUGCUCCACCAAGGACACGACGAUGUAUCUUCGUCGUGCACCGAGCACGUUCUCUAUAUUUCUCCCCCUGGGUACGAAAAAGGGGUGGUUCCACCCCUUGGUCCAAACUGCACGCGAUUCUAGAUUAAGACAAUCCAAUCUGUAGCUGGUAACGAAAAGAAUAAGAGGAAGAAGAAGAAUAAGAAGAAGAAGAAGAAGAAGAAGCAGAAGCAGAAGAUGAAGAAGGAGAAAUAAGAAAAAAAUAAAAUAAAAUAGAUUUGCUCGAUCGUUAUCGACCGAUCGCGGAACCACUCGAACAGAGAGGAUACUUUAGAGUAUAUAUAUUAUAUACUUUGUAAACGCGGGAAUCGCGCGUUUUCUAGAAGCACAAGUCACGCCGAGAGAACGUUUCACGAACGUGUUAUCACGAAAAGAAAAAAAAGAAAAAAGAAAGAAAAGGAAGAAAUACGUAGAGUUAUCGAAGACGAGGAGAAACGAAGCUUCAUUCGCAUCGCAAGUUGAAAGAAUUUCCUUUCGUAAACGAACUGUCUCUUUCUUUUCUCUCUUCUUGCUUUCUCUCCCCCUUUUUUUUACCGACAGUUCGAUUGCCCGCGAUCGAAGCAAAUUCCCUCGUCGAUUUUCUUGUAUAAAGGCAAUUGUAAAAUAGCAUUUGUUAUACUCUUCUUAGCCUGUAAUGUAAAUUAGACAGAAAUCGUCGACACGCUGUGUAUAUACGUUUAGAUAAGCGAAAAGACGGUCGUUUCGGUACCGUUCGAUCGUAUACCACUUUAUAGAAAUCGUACACAUACACACAUACACACGCUACUAACAUAAAGAAACGGAAAUCUCUUUGCCACGUGUAUUCGAUGUUCUCCCUUGGAAACCGGAAACGGACGAUCGACCGCCUCUGUCGUUGCGAAGAGUGGAAAAAUUGACGGCGGGAGUGGUCCAUCGGCGUUCGAGGACGCGACCCGAGCCUACUUUUAUUAUUCGCUCAUUGUUUUCACGCAAAUGUAUACCGUUUGAGACUGCAAAGUUGGCUAGCGGAUUAAAUAUACAUCUGAUCAAUUUACAUGUUAUAUCAAAUACAAUAGAACAAGCUUGAAAUAGCGCGCGUAUGUGUAUCUAUUGUUAUUGGUCGAACUGCUCACAUAUCGAUUAUCCGUAGACCGCGAAUAUUUCUGCAAAUAUUAUAUUUUUCCGAGUACCAUCGAGGAGAUGGAACCUUAGCAGAGAUUGAUGUUAUCUAAAUAUCGUGACGAGUAGAAUCCGUGUGGAAGGAAAUGGUAUAGCGAGAUUAGAAAAUUGGUUACGUGUUCGUAAUUCGGUUCCAUAUGAAAAUAAGGAUCUCGUGAUCUUACAGGACGGUGCAAUGUUAAUUCCGUAUUAUUUCUUCUUUUAUGUAUUUGUAAUAUAUAUAGAAUAUUUCUUUCUCUGGCGGAAAAUUUCAGGACGAACAGUUUAAUACUAUGUACCUUUAACUGUUCACAUGAAACGGAUAUUAAUAAUUGUGUUACGUACGAGGACAUUUUUUCCAGAAAUAUAUAAACACACCAAGUCUAGUCAUUUGAUAUUUAGCAAAGUACGUGUUAUUUUACCGUGUCAUUGCGCUAGCCAACUUUCCAGCCACACGCACGCCAAGAAGCCGCGUUAUACGUUCUCCUCACGCUUCGCAUACAUCGAUCUUUGCAUACGGAAGUCUUGGAACGGAUCUCGAAUCGACGCGAGACGACGCGUCACAACGAAUGAUACGAUCACAUCGCACGAACGCCAAUGUGGAAGGAUUUAGGGAUGGAUCCGCGACGAUCAGGCCUCGAGAGAUCGAUUCGCUACGUCGGUGGCGGUUCACUAGACUUUGAUCUACGAAAAUGGUAUUUUUUGAUCGAAGCUUGCUUUCGCCCGGAGCCAAAUUUGUUUUUAGAAUUGGAAAUUAAAAUGUUUGUCGAGUUACCGAAAUCGAUUUUCGCGAUACUGUAAUUUAGCUGCUUAAUCGUGCUUCCUUACUAUCCUUAAAACGUUUCUUGAGUUUGAGGAAGAUAGGAAAGAAUUGUUUUUCCAUGAUUUUGCUACUAGGUAGUCAGGAUGGAAUUUCUUGCGACAUGUGCAAUAUUCGAUAAAUUUAAGAUCGAUGGUCGUUACGAUCAAACUGGUUUACACAAGGUUCUUCGUUUUCAGUAAUAUUAGCAAAUAAAGUUUUCUUUAUAUAAUCUAGAUUGCUGUCGAUAUCAUGUCGAGAGUGCAUUUCUCGCAGAGGAUGCACGGCUAUCGUUCGACCAAUCUUGACAGCCAAGAUUUCUCUCCUAUACUUCUCGAGGAAGAGCUUCGAAACUUUCAGUCUUUCAGUCUCUCGGCUGUUUUUUUUUUUAAUAAAUGCUUCGCCGUGUAUGGUUUUCUUAAAAGGAAAACUGAUACAUUUACCACUUUUCAGUUCAUUGGCAUCGACGAGCAAAAUUUUUCUUACCAAAUUUAAAUUUGACUUCGCCUUCAAACACCGAAUCGAACGAAUUUAACUUCCGCGUGACUCGUACGAUAGAAAAUAGAAUUCUACGUAAACUUUCUGUCGCAUUGUAAAACGAACAAAAUCUACUAGCAUAGAUCAAUAUGAUUUGUGGAUAUGAAAAAGAAAGCUUUUGCGAUACGGUUCAAAGGAUCAACCGGCCGCUCGAAACAUUCGCAAAGAUUCAAAAUGACCGCGACGCGACGGCGCGAAUCGAGUUCUCGGUGGCCCGAAACUUUCGGCGAAAAUAAAUUUCCACGGGGGGCGGUAGCACGUACGAGCCAAGCAUCCGUGCGGCCAUCCGAAACACACGUACUUCUAUACACGUACACACGUACAAAAGUGUCGCGAAAAGUGGGAAAAUUACGGUACAGGGUAAUUUGAUAUUAUAUGAUGCACUACCUCAGAGACAAGGCUUUUUACGCGAUAUAAAAUUUCUAAUUAAUCGCAUUAACGGAGCGAAAAGGGAUGGGAAAACGGAGGAGGACGCGCAAGCGCGACCGCGAGAACCACUCGAGAUUUUUCGUCGGUGUUUUCGUCGACAGAGGUUUUCCGGUUGCGACGUCCGUUUCACGCGGCUCGAACGUGAUAAAACGACCAACCACCCCUUCGUGUCUCUUGGAAAACACUCGCUUCACCCUCCGUUUUCUCCCUCUCUUACUCCGGUUGUUUCGCUUUUUUUUCUCUUUUAAAAGAAAAAAAAAAAGAAAAAGAAAAAAAGAAGGAAAAAGAGGGCUACUCGUACUUGGCUGCGUUUGUUGGUAGUCGAUUGAACUUCUUCUCGGUCGCUGAUUCGUACCUGAUGCGAGGAUUACGCGGUGUUAUGUCGGCGACUUGAAACCGAUCCACUUUUGCCACGUGUCUAAGACUUCUGUGACACGUCUACGACUUCUUGCCAGGGUGUCGUUGAAAAUAUCGCGUGUUUCGUUACAGUAACGGGACAGAAUGGGCGAUGAAAAUAGGUAUGAUCGAAAGAUGAAUCGUCACCGUUGGGAUGAUCUAUACCUAAAUACUUUGGCGAGAUGAGAAUUAAAUAAUAAUAUUAAAUUUCGUGACGCCCGGCAUUGAGAAGAGAAAAUAUUAUCAACCGAUGACGAGUAGAUUAUAUUAUUCAGCUUUGUCAACUAAUCCUCGUUCGUUCUUAUAUCAAAGGAUUGAUAGAAUGAAACAGAACAUUUAAUUAGGAAAUUUGUCUCGAUUUUCAGAAAUUACUUCUUUUCUUUUUUUACUUACAAUUAGCAUAACUAAUUUAUGAUCGUUUCAUUUACCUACAAGGUUUCAAUUCGUAUGCGAUUAGUAUUAUUACUCAGAGCCUGGCUGUCAAGACGUUAAUAGCAACGGUAAAGAAGAAAAUACAAAACGACCAAAGUUUCGCGAUAUAUUUCACGAGACACUCGAAUCGUGAUCGGUCACGAGACUUCGCCGUUCCAAGACACUCUGGACCACGUUCUGUUCCCUUCGCCGAAGCAUACUCCUCGAACAUGUGUAUAUCAGUGUUACGCAACAAACAUCCGUUUAAUUAGACUCUCCGAUUCUUCAGUAAAACCGCUUUCCCUUCUCCUCCUUCUCCUCCUCGAAGAAGAAGCUUUCUGCCGAGCAACUGUCGCGUUACCGUCGAGAACGUCGUUGUCGAGUCUCUCUCUCUCUUUCUCUCUCUCUCUCUCUCUUGUUAAAUAGAUGACGAGCUAUAAACGAUUUGUCAGCAGUCAAUAGGGUAUAAUUGAAGAUAUUCGCGAGUCGAAAUCGUGACGACGAUCGAAGGCACGAACGAAAUAUAUUAUAAAUAUAAUAGAAAUCGCGCCUCGUCUGGUAUGGAGGAUAUCGUUUCCCACGAUUUUGACACGCAGCUGGUGUACCGCAAUUCGAUUGAACGUUUUCUACGGCGAACGGGGAUUGUGUACUGUACAUUAGUAAAUUUAUAUUUUUGGAUGAAGAAAAAAUACGAGAAAAAAAAAUGAAACAAAACAAAGAGAACGUAAUGGCCGGUGAACGAUAACGGGCCGAAUUAGGGAAAAAGAUGGCUCGUGAGAGCGAAAACGCCGCCAUUCUGUCGGUUCUCCAACGGUCGGGAGCCUCGGUUCUCGACGUCGUACACUUCGUUCGGAUUCGCAUCGACCACUUCUGCGUUCACCGUCGCUUAGAUAAAAAGAACCAAAGGUGUUGCAGAUUUAUUUCCAUUCAAGAUUUCGAAUUUCUUUCGAUUUCGCGAGUGAUCGUCGCAUUUGUACAGAAUCUUCUGAUUCGCCACUCGGCGUGAUUAUUAUUUGCAGGUUUUAUAAGAUGAUCGGUGUCUAUGAUGAACUUUUCUUUUUUUCUUUUUUCUUUUUCCCCUUUUUAUACUAUGUCAGAGCGAUGCCUUUAUUUCGACGAACAACGGCGUGAGUUUCGAAAGAUUCGCACGAGAUUUGUAUGGACGCAGUGGACGACAAGAAACAGCACCACGGAAUAGCUUCUUUGAGAUGCGACGACUUCAUUCCUCCAGCAGAUUGGUUCGUUAAACGUUUUUCUGUUGUUCCUUCGAAAAGAAAAAAAGAAACGUUUGGUGAACGAUAUUACGUAACACGAGGAUAACGUUAAUGCUUUUUAAGAACGCGGAUCACGUCGAUGCAACGAAAUGGAAUUUUGCGCAAGUUCUUCAAACCACUUUGUUCGUUGUUUUAAUAAACUGCAUGUUUAAAGGUGCAAGUUGCAUUUCGUUGGCGUUACUUUAAAAUUACGAUGUGAUCGCGCUUCGAUGAUUCUUUCGAUAACGAAACUUCGUAGUCCGAGCAGUGACGCGGAAGUGGUCACGCAGUUUUCUUAUUAUCUGUAAUAAUAAUACUGAUAACGAAUACAGUGUAUGAGUAUUAACAAAUUUAUUAACGAGAAUAAUAUAUUAUUGCGACAGUAAUCUACGUAAGUGUUGUGAAUAAUGGAGAUAAUAUUGUUGCUGUGAUUACCUUUAAGAUUGUAAGUAGUAGGAUAUAGAACCACUGUUAGGUGUCACUGUCUCGAUUCAAUAAAUGUUAUUUCAUUUUAAUGACAACGCAAGUCAUCUGCAUUCGUUCAGUAACACCAUAAAACUUCCACUGUUGUCCUUUGAACCUGAUCCUUCCUAGUGUUUGUACUCUGAGUGUAUGAAUUAUGUCUUAGCGCUUGAAGAUUUUAGAGAGCAAUUUUAAAAUAAAAAAUUGUAUCAUAUUUGCAAGAAAUUGCUUUCUUAUCUGUAGUUUUACCAUUUCCUUAAACAUUUCAAGAAUAAAAGUUGCCACA
Molecule: messenger RNA, 12840 nt
Organism: Bombus pyrosoma
Lineage: Eukaryota; Metazoa; Arthropoda; Insecta; Hymenoptera; Apidae
Gene: toy
Product: paired box protein Pax-6
Exons: 9
Coding region: 922-2442 (506 amino acids)
Biological process (GO): anatomical structure development; regulation of transcription by RNA polymerase II
Molecular function (GO): RNA polymerase II cis-regulatory region sequence-specific DNA binding; DNA-binding transcription factor activity, RNA polymerase II-specific
Source: RefSeq, a predicted model, not a curated record